AUGGAACCGCUUGGUGCAUUCGCCAGCGUUGCCACCAUCGUUGGAUUGAUAAGACCAACAGCCAAGUUCGUCAGAUCCCUCAGAGGAAUCACCUCCGACGACGGCCAUGUCGCCACAGAAAUUCGCAGAAUGGCCAUUCGAAUCCAGGCAUCGGCUACUAGUAUCGACGUUGCAUUACAAGAGCUCAAAGGCCACUCAUCAACGCUUGAGAAAAUGCAGCACGCACCUUCAAAAGUCCUACAGUAUAUUAUCGACAACAAGUCCAUGGAAAUGAUUGUGUCUGGCACAGAAUCAAUUAGCAAGCAAAUGAGGGACACAGCUCGCGACCUCAGCGAUAAGAAGAAGCGAUUCAAGAUCAUCAACAAGAUCGACUGGAUUCUGCGGAAACACAUGGAGGUUGAAUCAUUAUUUCCUGAGAUGCAGCUCGUAACGGCUUGUCUCUCUCUUGUGUGUCCCAUCAUCAGACUAGAGAUCAAUCAGUAUAUUCUCAACAAAUCCUCCGGCGAGGUUGCGCAGUGUCUGGAGCAAGAGAUGGAAUCCUUGCGUAGUCAGUUAAAAAUGGUCGAGAAACAGUAUCACAGUAUAAUGCAGGAGCAACAGCGAAGUAUGAAUGGCCAGUCAGACUUUGAAGCUGUAACGAAACCACUUCUUCGCUUGGCGCAGAGUGUACGACGAACUGGUUCGGCACCCCGACCUAAAAGAGCACCGACUAGUCGAAGAUCAACUAUCUCAGAAGAGACAUUUCCGAGUCCGCCGGGUAGUGAGACAUCAACUGUUUUUGUUCUUGUUCUUGACGAUGAUGAGGAAAUUGAGGUGCCACGGAGGACAAGUAGGAACUCAUCCGGGCGGUCGGCCAUGAGCAGGAAUUCUAACUCAGCUGCACCAACUCGGACUCCACGAACCUUCUCGGGCUUACACUCUCCCAGGUCUCACAACCCUUCAGUCCCUCGCAGAGCCCCAUCAGAGUCAUCGCAACGAACCUCCAACAGCGCACAGUCUUCCAGGCCUCACUCAGCUGUUCCAUCACCAUCGUCACAGACACCGGACACGCCUCCUACUCCCCAAAGCCCCGAUAGUCUGGAGGUGCCUAAACCACUGAGGAUAGAUACCUCAGCACGCGAGAGUGAGUCGCGUGGGGGAAUCGUCCGGGCCACUCAAGGGUAUAUAAUCAACCCAGCAAACAAGGGGACAGCCAUUCCAACGAAGGCUGCGAAGAUUGAUCCAUCCGUUUUCUUCAAUUACAUGUCAGUAACGACGGCGAAACAACUCGGUCUGGAUAUUCAGGAGCUGGACCCUGAUGAGCCUAGUCACACUCAUAGCUGUAGCAGCGGAGUAAAAAUGCGUGGGAAGGUGAUCGGUAAAAUUACAGGUGUAGGAUGGCGUAAAACAGGUUGGUCAAAGGCUAUCCCCGUUGAGUUUCUGGUUAAAGAUUACUACGCCGACGGGAUGCGAGAGCAUGUGGUGUUUGGGAGGAAAUUUGCCAACGCCCUUGACGCGGCUGGGGGAGGCAGAUGA
Fusarium redolens is the source of this 1515-nucleotide messenger RNA. RefSeq lists its product as uncharacterized. NCBI's taxonomy places the organism in Eukaryota, Fungi, Ascomycota, Sordariomycetes, Hypocreales, Nectriaceae. The record is from RefSeq and is a predicted model, not a curated record. The transcript has 2 exons. Bases 1 to 1515 code for a protein of 504 amino acids.